This is a messenger RNA of Entamoeba invadens IP1, 5997 nucleotides long. RefSeq names its product protein serine/threonine kinase, putative. Lineage: Eukaryota; Evosea; Mastigamoebida; Endamoebidae. The record is from RefSeq and is a predicted model, not a curated record. Gene Ontology annotation, molecular function: ATP binding; protein kinase activity. Gene Ontology annotation, biological process: protein phosphorylation. The transcript has a single exon. Bases 1 to 5997 code for a protein of 1998 amino acids.
AUGUAUUGUGGAGGGGGGCAGUAUGAAAAUGGUGGUUCUUGUCGUGCAUGUCCUGUUGGGACCUGGUCACACGGUGGUUAUGGUAUUACUUCGUGUACUCCGUGUAGUUGGGGCGAGUCUGCAGUUGUAGGAUCGUAUGAUUGUGUUGCAUGUAAAGCAGGAUAUUACGCAAAUUCAUCCGUUUCAAGUUGCCCCAUUUGCCCGGCAGGUACGUUUUCGCCGGCUGGAGCAUCAAAAUGUACUUAUUGUGGUGGUGGCCAAUACCAACCAAGCUCUGGAUCUUCUAAGUGUAAAGUGUGCACAGCGGGUACUUAUGCAACUAAUGGAGCAGCUACAUGUAGUAAUUGUCCUGCGGGUUCAUAUUCCCUCGAUGGAGCAUCCUUUUGUCCUUCAUGUUCUGCUGGUUAUUCUUCUUACAGUGGGUCAUCUUCAUGUUAUAAAUGUUCAGCAGGGACAUAUGCGACUUCUGGAUCGUCUUCAUGUUAUUCAUGUUCAGCAGGAACAUAUGGACCUUCAAGUGGAGCAUCUUCAUGUUAUUCGUGUUCUCCCGGUACAUAUUCUUCUUCUGGUUCAACUUCAUGCAGUUCAUGUCCAGCUGGCAAAUCUUCAAAUGGCGGAGCAUCUUCAUGUACUCCAUGUUCGGCAGGUACAUAUUCGUCGAGUUCUGGAUCUACUUCAUGUGGAACAUGUUCUCCCGGUACAUAUUCUUCUUCUGGUUCGACUUCUUGUUCUUCGUGUCCAAAAGGUACAUUUUCAAAUUACGGAUCGUCUUCAUGUAGUAAUUGUCCAGCUGGCACAUAUGGAUCUACCACUGGUUUAUCUUCAUGUCCUUCGUGCUCAGCUGGUUAUUAUUCAUCAAGUGGUUCAACGUCAUGUUCAAUAUGUUCAGCUGGUAAAUAUUCUUCUAGUGGUUCAUCUUCAUGCACUUCGUGUUCUGCUGGUACAUAUUCAUCAACUUCCGGAUCUCCUUCCUGUACAUUAUGCACCGCUGGAAAAUAUUCAUCCAGUUAUGGUUCAACUUCUUGUUCAACAUGUCCUGCUGGUACUUUUUCUUCCAGUGGGUCAUCUUCAUGUUCUGUGUGCUCAGCAGGUACAUACGCGUCUUCUGGAGCAUCUUCAUGUACCAAAUGUUCAAUGGGUUAUUACUCAUCAUCUUCUGGAUUUUCCACUUGUAUUUCAUGCCCAGCAGGCAAAUAUUCAUCAUCUACUGGUUCUACAUCAUGUUCAACAUGUCCGGCUGGCAAAUAUUCAUCUUCUGGGGCAUCUGUUUGCAUUUCUUGUCCAAGUGGUCAAUAUUCGGCUUCAUCUGGAUCUUCUAUAUGUACAAAGUGCCCAGCUGGUACAUACUCAUCAAAUGGUUCAUCUGCUUGUUCUUCAUGUAAAGAUGGAGAGUACAGUUUAAGUGGUUCAUCUAUAUGUAAAAUAUGCAAUUCCACGUGUGCCACGUGUUAUAUAACCAAUGGAAAUUGUAAAACAUGUAAACCUGGAUAUGCAUAUACUCCCAGUACUGGAUGUACAAUAUGUCAAGCUUCUUAUUUUUCGAUAGGUGGAACAUCGUCAUGUUCAAAAUGUCCAAGUAAUACUUAUUCAUUAGAAAAAUCUUCGGAGUGUUUAUCUUGCAGUGAUAAAUGUGCAACGUGUAAUCAAAUGAAUGGAAAUUGUAUAACAUGUGUAAAUGGAUAUGGUCUCGAAGCCGGAGUUUGUAAAUUAUGCCCAGCUGGUACUUUUGCAAAUUCGAGUUCAUGUGUUACAUGUGGAGAUAUGACAUAUUCUUUAGGUGCACAAACAUACUGUGAUAAUUGUGACACUAUAUGUAAGACAUGUGAUAAAACAAAUGGACAUUGCACUUCUUGUUAUAGUGGGAAGGGUAUUUCAGGAAAUAGUUGUGUUGUAUGUCAAGCUGGUUAUUACAGCUUAAAUAAUCAAUGUGAAAAAUGUCCUUUGGGUACUUUUACGGAUAGUAAUGGAAAAGACAACUGUGAAACUUGUGGAGAUUACAACUUUGUGAACGUAACUGGAUCAACAACUUGUUUACCAUGUGAUACAUUAUGUGCAGUCCAAUGUGAAAAGACGAGUGGAAAUUGUUCAACAUGUGUUGGCGGGUAUGUAGCAACUGAAGGUGUUUGCAAGAUGUGUUUGGGUGGUACAAAGUCCAAUUCUAUAACUAAUUUAUGUGAUAAGUGCCCAGCAGGUACUUAUUCAAAUAACAAAUCAUCAAGUUGUUCAAAUUGUAAAAACUUGGAAUUUUCACUUAAAGGUUCUUCGUCUUGUCAAACCUGCAAUUCAGUAUGUCGAGAAUGCAAUUCCACAAACGGGAAUUGUACAGCUUGUUUUGAUGGAUAUGGUAUUUCCAACAGUUUUAGUUGUGAAAUGUGCCAAGAAGGUACUUUUUCAUUUGACUCUAAAUGUACAAAUUGUGAAGAAAUGAAUUAUCAAGACGAAAAAGGCAAAACUACUUGUAAAAAGUGUAAUUCUUCAUGUUCAACAUGUGAUAAGACAAAUGGCAAAUGCACUAAUUGUAAAGCUGGAGAUGGUUUUAAUAAAACAGAAGGUAGUUGCACAACAUGUACACCAAAAACAUAUUCGACUGGUAACACUUCCGAAUGUGUGAGUUGUCAAAGUGAAUGUACCAAUUGUUUUAAAGAAACUGGAUAUUGUUCUUCUUGUGAAGAUGGCUUUAAAACAAAAGAAAACAAGUGUGUAAGUUGUUCAUUAAAUGGAAAUUGUACAUCUUGCAAUACAACCGGAGACGAACAAAAUUGGGUGUGUAAAAAAUGUGAAAAUGGACUUUAUCUAGAUAACAACAAUUGUAUUCUUUGUGAAGAAAUUGCACAUUGUGCGUCGUGUUCACAAACUCAAAAAGAGUGUUUAUAUUGUCAUGAAGAUUAUGUAACAGAUGGAAACAAAUGUUUUAAAUGUGAAGAAGGAAAAGUAAAAAAUGGAGACAAAACGUGUAUUGAUAUAUGUUAUUUAAUUCCAAAUUGUAAAAAUGGGUAUUAUGAUAAUGCUACUUUAAAAUGCACCGAAUGUUUCGAACCAUUUGAACUUACAAGUGACUCAUUAUCAUGUUUUGCAAACAAAGAUUACCAAAAGUUUUAUUAUGAUAAACAAACCAACACUUUCAAAGAAAAUGAUGUCAAUUGCACAAAUCAAAUUUACUCGACAUGUUACGUGUGUCAAGACUCAAUUUUAUUAAAUGGAAAAUGUGAAAAGUUUGAUGACAAUUGUAAGAACAGUGCAAUUAAAGGGUGUGAUUUGUGCAAAGAUUCUAUUUUAACAUCAUCAAACAAUUGUACAAAAGAUGAAAAAUGCAAAUAUCAACUCAAUAAAAAUGAUACAAUGGAAUGCCUUCAAUGUGUCAAUGACACUGUUUGUGGUCUCAAAGAAGAAGAGUGUUCAAUUUCGCAAAAUUCGUAUUGUUAUACAACAAAAGAAGGUUCAUAUACAAAUAAAAAUGACAUUAUACCAUGUGAGAGUGGAAAGGUUUGUGCGUUAAUUGAUGGAAAAGAGUUGGAUUUUGAAUGUGAAAAAGAAACAAUAUUAACACGAAACAACGUCUGUACAAAAGAUCCCAAUUGUUUAAUAUCAAAAGGUAAUUACUGUGUCAAGUGUGUUGAUGAUUAUCAUAUUUAUAAUGGUUGGUGUGAAUUAAAUAAUAACGACUGUGACACUCAAAAUAGAGAUUUUUGUGUUUGGUGCAAAAGUCAUAUUGGUGAUGGCCAUGAAUGUUACAAUCAAACUAAAAUAAAUUGUCCUUCCUUUAAUGAUACUUGUGUAAAAUGUGAAGAAAAUAAUUACAAAACAGAAACAAAAUGUGAAUUGAUUGAAGAUGUUUUUCCCAAUUGUAAAAAUGUGUACAAAAUGUGUGUUGAUUGUCAAGAAAAUUUCAUUCUUGAAAGUGGAGAUUGUUUACACAAAAAUGAAACAAACACUUCAUCAGAAACAAAUGAGACAACAAAAACAACUUUUAAAAAUGAAAACGAUUCAAAUUGCAUCGAAAAGACAACGAAAGGAUGUGUCCGUUGCUCUGAUACAUAUUAUCUUAAGGACUACAAGUGUAUUAAAUGUGAGUAUCCAUGUGUGAAAUGUAAGAACUUAACAUAUUGUACUGGAUGUGAUGCUUAUUCGUACACAAACAACAAAGGCGAAUGUAUUGAAAUUAACGAUUUACUCUCAAAGUGUGAUUUGGUGAUGGCAACAUACACUGGGUGUGUUGUUUGCAAAGAUGGAUAUAUGCGGUCUUCUGAUGGGAAAACUUGUGAAAAAUGUCACAUGUCUUGUAAAACAUGUACAAAUGAUGGAACAUGCAUAUCAUGUAAUAAUGAAUAUUACAGAACAGCAACUAAUAACACUAAAUAUUGUACGAUUCAAAGUGAGUUGAACAACUGUUUAAAUAAGACAAUAAGUGGGUGUUAUGAAUGUGAUAAUGGAUUUUAUAUAUCAAACAACCUUUGUAAACCAUGCAACGAGAAAUGUACAACUUGCACAUCACUAGAUUAUUGUACAAAUUGUACUGAAAAUAAUGUAUUACUUAAUGAUAUAUGUACAUCGUUUACAGAAAUACCAAAUUGUAUUUCCGCGUCUUCUAACAAGUGUGAUAAAUGUGCUGAGAAGUAUCAACUUAACACGAAUAAAUAUGUAUGUGAAGAUCAGACCAAUUAUGGUAUAUUAAUUGGUAUUCCAAUUGCCUCUUUUGUUUUAAUAUUAUUCAUUAUAGCCAUUAUCAUCACUAUAUUAAUAUUUGUGAUCUUACACAAGAAAGAGGAGCAUGAGAUGGUGAAUGUCUGUGUAUUUAAAAUAGAUCGAUCUAACAUAAGAAUGACUGAUUUAGAUAAAGGGAUAGUUUCCAAUAAAAAACAAUUGAUUUUUGGAGAAGGAGUCCUAAACCCUGUAGAAGAAGAAGUUCGUGAAUUAAUUUGUAUUGGUAACACCCAACACAGAAAUUUGAAAAUUCAAUUCACAACAAAAGAUCUUUGUGACAAAUUCAAAGUCCGGACUUCUCCACAAAUUGUGAAUUUGAAAAGAGGUGAAGCCUGUGAAUUUGAAGUGUUUUUGACGUUAUUUUGUACCACUGAUUUAGAAGACGAAAUACUGUUGAUAUCACUCGACUUAAAAAGUGGACAAAAGGUGAUGACUCCAAUUAAAAUAUAUGCCAAAACAGAACUUUCAACUAAACUCGAUUACGAAGAAGUCAAAGUCGAUAAAAAGUUAGGAGAAGGGUCUUUUGGGAUAGUUUACAAAGGGACGUAUCGAGGAAAUGUCGUCGCAAUUAAGAAGAUGAAACAGUCGAUGAAUGAAGAUGGUAAAGAGAAAGAGUUUAGAAAUGAAGUUUCUAUGUUAGACAAGAUACGGAGUGAUUAUAUCGUCCACUUCUAUGGAGCUGUUUUCAUACCGAAAAAGAUUUGUAUGGUCACCGAAUUUGCUCAAUUUGGGAGUUUGCAAGACGUCUUAAAAAGGAUGAAAGGCGUAGAAGUUCGCAUGAAAUUGCGAUUUAAAGUGUGUUUGGAUGCCGCUCAAGGAAUUCAAUAUUUACACACAAAUGGGAUAUUACAUAGAGACAUCAAGCCAGACAAUUUCCUUGUGUUUUCACUUGACUAUGGCGACGAAAUUACUGCAAAACUGACUGAUUUUGGAAGUGCACGAAAUAUCAAUUUGUUGAUGACUAAUAUGACCUUUACUAAAGGUGUUGGCACACCAAAGUAUAUGGCGCCAGAAGUUCUUGAUAGAAAGAAAUAUAAAAAGGCUGCUGAUGUGUAUUCCUUUGCAGUGACUAUGUUUGAAGUGUUAGGAUGGUGUGAAGCUUUUGAUAAGAAUGAUGAAAGAUUCAAAUUUGCAUGGAAUAUAGCCGAUUUUACUUCUGCAGGUAAAAGACUUGUUAUACCAGAAACUAUACCAGAACAAGCAAGAAACUUAAUUGAAAAUGGAUGGAAACAAGACACUAAAGACAGAAUACCUAUUGAGACUAUUAUUGACGAUCUACAACAAUUCUUAAAAUAA